Aspergillus thermomutatus is the source of this 435-nucleotide messenger RNA. RefSeq lists its product as uncharacterized. The coding region runs from base 1 to 435 and encodes 144 amino acids. The transcript has 3 exons. The record is from RefSeq and is a predicted model, not a curated record. Gene Ontology annotation, molecular function: long-chain fatty acyl-CoA binding. Gene Ontology annotation, biological process: fatty acid metabolic process. NCBI's taxonomy places the organism in Eukaryota, Fungi, Ascomycota, Eurotiomycetes, Eurotiales, Aspergillaceae.
AUGGCCUCCCUCACCGACUUCUUCUCUGCCUUCGACGCCGCCGCCGCCAAGGAGAAAUUCCCCCCCGCGCUGCAGUCCGCCGCCGCCUCCAUCGACAAGGCCGCCCUGCAGGCUGCCCUGGACGCCGUCCUCGCCGGCGGCGACGACGCCACCGCAGCGGGCAACGACGCCGCCCUGAAAGCCGGAUUCGAGUUCGCGGCGCAACUGGUCAAGAUGCUCGAGAAGGAGCCCGGGACGACGGAGAUGCUGAGUCUGUACAAGUACUUCAAGCAGGCGAGGGGCGAGAAGCCGGCUGAGCCGUCGUUUUAUCAGAUGGAGGCCAAGUACAAGUAUAACGCCUGGAAGGAGGUCAGCCAUAUCAGCGCCCAGAAGGCUCAGGCGCUCUAUAUCAAGCAGGUUAAUGAUUUGAUUAACGAGUACGGUGUCCGUGCGUAG